GCUACUGAACUGUAAUUACAGGUUUGUGGUUGUAUGAACAAGUUCGAUUAAUGCAUCACAGAGUAUCUAAGGAGGUGGAAUCCUGAGAGGAACAGGAAGUGAUGUGUGACUCCCUUCUGCAGCACCUAAGGACAGUUUUGCAGUGAAUGAUCCAGGGUUUCCUGUCUGUGUGGUUUUGGCCGUGGAAAGACCUGUGGAUCCAGAUGGAAGCAUGGAAAGCUUGCUUAAAGCACCCAAGGAACUGUAAGCGCAGCUUCGCUGCAUCAUAGUGCAUACCAGUGACAUUUUGUAUAUUACAGUACAUUGCUAGAGACAUACUUCGCUGGGCUUGGAACUGCAUACAGGGAAGCCUCGUGUAAAGAGAAGGACACAUUACCUGUGGAUUACAAAUAGUAUUGCGCAAUACUUAAGGGUGCACCCCAAAGACAAAGACCGGAAAGAAACAUUUAGGGGCAGCCAGGCUGCUUCGCGGACUGUGGGGGAAUAUUUAGCAGGAGCUAGUUUUAGGUUAGGCAGUAUUACUGUUACUGUGUGAUUUAUACCUUGUUAUCUGACUGUUUAUACAUGCCCAGCUAUUUAUCGUUUAUUAUUGUUCAGUAAACUUCACUGCUGGGUAAGAACCGUUGUCUGUGUCUGUGUGGCAUCGUGUACCCUCUGAAUCUGUGAGCCCACCCCUCGCUCCCGCUUUCAGUUGGCGCUGCGAGCAGGGUACAUUGAUCGCCAUGCAGAACCCAGCCGGUCAUGAGGCCGCUCCUGCCAUAGCCCCCAUUGCCCCUCCUGCCAUGGGAGUAGCUCCGACCAUGUGUUUGCCCGCAGGAGCAAUACUGAACCAGCUAGUACGGUUUGACGGCCAGAACAUGCUGCUAGAAGACUGGGCCACUUACCUUAAAAGUACCCUUAGGUUGUACAAUUUGACUCCUGAUCUGCAAUCCGAUGUGGCGCUGAACGCCCUGGAAGGGGAUGCGAGACGCACUGUAAUGCUACGCCCAGAGGAGGAGAGGAAGACUCUGGAGGCCAUACUCUCAAUUCUUGAGCCUAUCUACGGAGAAACGGCCGGUACUGGCAGCCUUAGGUCUCGCUUAUUCACUCGCUUCCAGCUUGAAGAUGAGACUAUCCCCCAGUUUGCGAAUGCUCUUCAAGUGAUAUGGGCACACAUACAGAGAAGAGAGGCCAAUGGCACUAAUGUUCUUGGAACUGGAGACCAAAUCCUUCGGGACCAGUUUGUUCUGGGAUUGCGCAGUCCUCCCCUCCGCCAGAUCCUCAGGGAACGUAUCCUGGUGGAUGCUACGCUGCAAUUUCACAAGGUACAGGCUGAAGCGGUGGCCAGAGACAAGGAGGAGGCCUAUGGGGCUUACACCGUGAGGAUGCAGGCUGUAAGAAGUCCAAGAACUCUUUCUGAGGAAGGGGAGCUGCAAGAGACAGUGAAGGCACUCAGUGCAUCCCUGGGGGAAAUCCAGAAGCAGUUGGCACAGUUGCAAGUUUCAGCAAUGGCCCCAGUCCAGCCGGAUUACUGGCAGAGGAGUGCCGCCCCAAUGGGUCCCCCUCGAUAUCCCGCGGCUACAGAGGCCAGAGUGAGAAGUUCCCCCAGGCACUGGGCUGACCGGACAACACCUGAAGAGGCGCAGUCGUGGGGCCCUCCCAGGAACCGGAGAACUAUGGGCCCACAGUGUUGGGUUUGUCAAGAAAGAGGACAUAUCUCCCGUCAAUGCCCGCAAAGGGGGCCUACAUCCAGAACAGCCGCCGUUAAACGGGAAUCCCUCGCGGUAGUGGGGCACACCGCGGGGGAAGCCAGGUGCCAAGCUAUUCCUAACGACCCCCGGGACCUGGUGGCCGAAAGCCCCUACCUAACAGUGCAAAUUGAAGAACAGAUGGUGGGAUGUCUUAUAGACACAGGGUCAGAAGUUACCACCAUGCCAGUGGAGUUCUUCGAAAAGCACUUCGGACACCUGUUGAAACCUCACAAGGGUACUGUGAUUAAGCUGACGGCGGUAAAUCAGACUGCUAUACCAGUGUUCGGAGUGGCUUGGAUGCGGAUGAAGCUAUGUGGACAGGUCAUCGGCAGGAAGGGAGUGGUACUGGUAGAGAAUCCCGCUCGGUGUGGAGCUCCCGUGGUAUUGGGGAUGAAUGUCCUGAGAGGGCUAGAUCAGCUCCUGUUUACAAAGGAGGGACCGGGCUACUGGAAGAAAAUGACUUCCCACAAGCCUACCCAGAGGAUAUUCCAGAGGCUGAUCCGGACCUGCGGUAUCUGCAAAAGCACCCCUGAAGAUAAGCCAGUGGGAGCAGUGUAUGCCCCAUAUGGAAGAGCCUGUAUCGUACCCCCGCGACAGGAAAAGAUUAUACGAAUGCCUGUCGGAGGCUGGCGGAAAUUGAAUGGGAUAGGAGUGCAAGUAGAGCCACUGGGUGUGUCAGAAGCUGGACGGAGCCCAGUGAUUGCCAGAACCAUUGUGACAGUAAUGGACGGUCAUGUGGUAGUCCGGUGUGUCAACAUACACGACCAUGAAGUUACCUUUCAUGCUGGAGAGAAAGUGGCUGAGCUACAUGUUCUGCAAGGAGUACCACUCACAGGUAGACAAUUCGCCCUAUGGUCAGUUGAAAAUGAUAUCUGGACCCUGGCAGUGGACCAGAACUCAGUGGAAGAGCCCACGCCUGAAUGGAAUGGCAGGCGGAUCUUGGAGCAAAUGAAGAUCGACGCCGACCAAUUCACCGCCGACCAGUUGGAGAAGAUCGAAGCUGUAGUAUGGGAGUUUCAAUCCACUUUUUCCCGGUGUGAAGAGGACUUUGGCUGUACCACAGUUAUAGAACAUGAAAUACCGACUGGGGAUAUUCCUCCAAUUCGAGAAAGGUACCGGCAGAUUCCGCCCACUCUCUACCAAGAGGUGAAGACAAUGCUGUCUCAGAUGUUAGGUAGUGGAGUAGUCAAAGAGAGCCAGAGUCCAUGGGCGGCGCCAGUGGUCUUGGUGCGGAAGAAGGAUGGGUCCUUGAGGUUUUGCGUGGACUAUAGAAAGUUAAACGCUGCCACAGUAAAGGACGCUUUUCCCCUGCCAAGGAUUGAAGAGUCCCUGACGGCACUACAGAGGGCCAAGUAUUUCUCAACCUUGGACUUGGCAAGUGGCUACUGGCAAGUACCUAUGGCAGAAAAGGAUAGACAGAAGACAGCCUUUAUCUUACCUAUGGGGUUGUAUGAGUUCAACAGAAUGCCUGUCGGACUAACAAAUGCUCCGGGUACAUUUCAACGCCUAAUGGAACACUGCCUGGGUGAACUGAACUUUGAGUCAAUUCUGAUCUACCUGGAUGACAUAAUAGUCCAUGCUCCGACGUUUGAAGAACAUUUGAGAAGAUUGCGGCAAGUGUUUAGUAGACUCCGUGCCCAUGGUCUCAAGAUCAAACCGAGGAAGUGUCAUCUCUUUCAAACAAGCUUAGAGUAUCUGGGACACGUUGUAUCAGCUGAGGGAGUUCGUCCUGCAGAGAGUAAGAUAGAGGCAGUGAGUAAGUGGCCACAGCCUAAGACACUUCGAGAAGUGAAGGCGUUUCUUGGACUGGCUGGAUAUUAUCGAAGAUUUAUAAAAGGCUUCGCAAAGAUCGCUGGACCACUACAUGAGCUCUUGAGAGGGACCGCCCAGGGUCCGAAGACACGACCCAUAUCGUGGGGGUUGUCGCAGCAGCAGGCUUUUGAUGAGUUGAAGAGAGCCCUGAUCAGUGCCCCCAUCCUGGCAUAUGCUCAGUAUGACAAACCAUUUAUGCUCUACACAGAUGGAAGUCUGCAUGGAUUAGGAGCGGUACUGGCCCAAGAACAAGACAGGCAAGAACGAGUCAUUGCAUAUGCUAGUCGCUCCCUACGGGACUCUGAGCGCAAUCCGGAAAAUUACAGCUCCUUCAAACUCGAGCUGUUGGCGUUGGUCUGGGCAAUGACUGAAAAGUUCUCGGGGUAUCUCACUGGAGCAAAGGUCCUAGUAAGGACAGACAAUAACCCCUUGGCUCACCUGCAGAAUGCAAAGCUGGGCGCCUUAGAACAGAGAUGGGUGGCAAGGCUGGCAAAGUUUGAUUAUACCAUCAAGUACCGUGCCGGUAAGGAGAACGCAAAUGCAGAUGCCCUGUCCAGAGUCACCUGGGAAGCCCCAACAGAUGAGGUGGAUGAAGAAGAUGAAGGGACUGAGACACCCGAUCUGGGCCGAGUGCCACGGCAGCCACCCGUAGCAAGCUCAAGUGGGGUGGCUACCCAUAACACGGUGUUGCUGGGAAAGACAGAGGAGGAAUGGGCUCAGGUGCAAGAUGAUGAUCUUGAAUUAAAGAAGAUCAAACAUUGGGUGAAGACAGGGAUAUGGCCCAAAAUGGAAGAGCGAAGUCGCUUGUCCUCAGAUGGAUGGAAGCUGUUGCAACAGUGGGAUCGGCUGCAAAUCCGAAAUAGAAUAAUGUACCGGAAGGUGUUUCUACCUACUGAUCUUGAGGAAAGGUGGCAGAUGGUGAUACCCAGUAACCUGGCUCGUAAAGUGGCCCUCGAAGGACAUGAGAAGGGUGCCCACUUUGGCAUGAAGAAGACAUACAAGUGGGUACAGAGAUUAGUGUACUGUCCGCAGUUGGAGCAGAUUGUCCGUGAAGUAUGUCAGAAGUGUCGAGCAUGUGAGCUGGCGAAACCUCCUGAACAGAGGGCACCAAGUCAAGUUAUUAAGACAUCGGCGCCACUGGAAAUCUUAAUGAUUGAUUAUAUCUUGAUUGGUCAGUCAGUGAGUGGACACCAAUAUUGCCUUGUGAUGACUGAUCACUUUACAAAGUUCGCUGUGGCGGUACCCACCCUUGACCAGACGGCAGGGUCAGCUGCCCGUGCAGUGUGUCAACACUUCAUACAGGUGUAUGGAUGUCCGAAGCGGAUUCAUUCCGACCAAGGAGCUUGCUUCCAAGGGAAGUUAAUGGAGCAGCUAUGUCGGUUGUAUGGGAUGGAGAAGUCAAGGACGACGCCAUAUCACCCACAGGGAAAUGGAGCCUGUGAAAGGUUCAACAGAACGCUUCUACAGAUGCUUCGCACUCUGGAGAAAGAAAAGAAGCUGCGCUGGCCCGAGUAUUUGCCUGAACUACUAUGGGCAUACAAUAAUCGUGUUCAUAACACUACCGGCUAUACUCCACAUAUGCUACUGUUUGGUCGCCCAGGACAGGAAGUUGCCGAAAUGAAUCUGGGUCCACUGUCGGAAGAGUCCCCUAGGACAGUUGACUCAUGGGUGCAGGAGCACCAGGACAAACUGAGAACUGUAUAUCGGCUGGUCAAUGAGAAGUUGCAACAACUAACCACUAGGGAUCACCAACCGGUGCAGACUGCACCCUUGACGCCGGGUGACCGAGUAUUGGUGCGUGCUAAACGGCCCACAGAUAAAUUGGAUGACCGCUGGGAACCACAACCAUAUAUUGUAAAGAGGCAGGUGUAUCCGGAAGGCCCAGUCUACGACUUACAAAAGGAAAACUCUAAUGGACCGAUUCGAAGAUUACAUCGCAACAUGCUCAGGCCCUGUCUCUCAGAGAGUUGCCCCACGACAGACAAUUCUGGAGAUGUUCAGCAGCGACCUUCGAAACCUCUGAGUCCAAGAGAUGUAGGAUGGUGUGUAAUUACUACAUUUCCUUCACAAACUAGUGAAUCACCCGCUCCCAAUGGGGCGGCAGCGGAGGCUACCCCUGAGAAUGCUCUACCACCCCGGGAGGAGCCAGGCCUUAUUCCUACACCAAGUACAGAAAACUUAGGCUUACGCAGGUCGGAGCGCUCCACGUCAGGUAUUCCCCCUCAGCGUUAUGCAGCAGAUGAGUUUAUUUGGUGAAGCUGUCGGGACGCCAAUGUUUUAGUGGGGUGGCAUGUAAGGGUAUGAAGCCAUGUUCUACAAUAUAUUUGUAUUUAAAUACCUGUACUAGUCAGUAGGUGGCAGCAAAGGAAAUGGAAUAAGUACAAUGCUGUGUAUAGUAAUGAAAGUUUAUAUUCAUUCACCUCUCAAAACGUGAAUAAGGCUAAUUUAGGGGAGUGAUCUGAACCCCACAAGUGUGCUACUGAACUGAAAUUACAGGUUUGUGGUUGUAUGAACAAGUUCGAUUAAUGCAUCACAGAGUAUCUAAGGAGGUGGAGUCCUGAGAGGAACAGGAAGUGAUGUGUGACUCCCUUCUGCAGCACCUAAGGACAGUUUUGCAGUGAAUGAUCCAGGGUUUCCUGUCUGUGUGGUUUUGGCCGUGGAAAGACCUGUGGAUCCAGAUGGAAGCAUGGAAAGCUUGCUUAAAGCACCCAAGGAACUGUAAGCGCAGCUUCGCUGCAUCAUAGUGCAUACCAGUGACAUUUUGUAUAUUACAGUACAUUGCUAGAGACAUACUUCGCUGGGCUUGGAACUGCAUACAGGAAAGCCUCGUGUAAAGAGAAGGACACAUUACCUGUGGAUUACAAAUAGUAUUGCGCAAUACUUAAGGGUGCACCCCAAAGACAAAGACCGGAAAGAAACAUUUAGGGGCAGCCAGGCUGCUUCGCGGACUGUGGGGGAAUAUUUAGCAGGAGCUAGUUUUAGGUUAGGCAGUAUUACUGUUACUGUGUGAUUUAUACCUUGUUAUCUGACUGUUUAUACAUGCCCAGCUAUUUAUCGUUUAUUAUUGUUCAGUAAACUUCACUGCUGGGUAA
Molecule: messenger RNA, 6634 nt
Organism: Xenopus laevis (African clawed frog)
Lineage: Eukaryota; Metazoa; Chordata; Amphibia; Anura; Pipidae
Exons: 1
Coding region: 723-5798 (1691 amino acids)
Source: RefSeq, a predicted model, not a curated record